Molecule: messenger RNA, 492 nt
Organism: Entamoeba invadens IP1
Lineage: Eukaryota; Evosea; Mastigamoebida; Endamoebidae
Exons: 3
Coding region: 1-492 (163 amino acids)
Source: RefSeq, a predicted model, not a curated record
AUGGAUUUAUGUGGAACUGUCCAAUGCGUUGAUCUAAAGCGCAACAUUAGAGAGGAAAAAUUGCUCAAGUUUAAGUCUACUAUUAUUUGGUUUUACAAACACUUUUUACCUGACACUAUUGAGUUUGGGUUUUAUGGAUUUAUUUCUAUGGAUCUUUUUACACUCCCAAAGCAAAUUUGCAAUGUGAACUUUACAAAUGCAUUCAAAGAUGGAUUAUUAACAACUGAAUUUAUUCAAAAUAUAUUCCCGAAAGUGACUCGAAUGUCUUUGAUAUCUUUGGAUACUGAAGAUAACGACUAUAACGCAUGUUUGGAAUGUGCCAAAUUAAUAACAAAACACACAAAAUUCCUAACGUCUUUAAAUUAUCUGCGUGUAGAUUUGAACUUCUUUUUUGACUUUAUCAAUGAUUACACUGAAAAUGGAAAAGAGAAGUAUUUACACCUUCCAGAGAUAAUUAUUAUCUUUUCGGAUGAUGAAAAACAAUUGAAUUGA